UUGUUCACGCUUCUUUAUAUAUUCCAAAUUAUAAAUGUCCAGGAGAAGACUCACUUCAAAACUGUCUCGAUAUUUAUAUUAAAGGUCAUACUAAUUAUCGUAAAGAUUUUGCCUAUAAAAAUGAUCUUUUAUUUGAAUUUAAUGCACGAGAAAUUCAUUAUCCGGUAGCAUUUGUCCAUCCGAUAGAUGUAUUUGAUGUUCAAAUUGCUGUUAAUUGUGGUGCAAAGUUAAAUUUUACCGUUAUUGCAAGAUCAGGUGGUCAUUCUGAUGAAAGUUAUAGUAUUGGAGAUAAAGAUUGUGCUUUAAUUAUUGACCUUAGGUACAUGAGUAAGAUUAUGAUAGAUGUGACCACACAAACUGCUAAAAUUGAAACAGGAAAUACUCUGAAUACGUUAUAUUAUAGUUUGAAUGAGCAUGUAUUUGCUUUUCCAAGUGGUGAAUGUCCUACAAUUGGUGUUGGCGGCAUUAUUUUAGGUGGUGGAGUUGGUACUACUAUGCGAAAAUUUGGAAUGUCAUCCGAUAAUAUUCUUGAUGCUCAAAUUGUUUUAGCAAACGGAACAAUAGUUAACCAUGCUAAAAAAUAUUCUGAUCUUUUCUGGGCUCUUCGGGGUGCUGGAAAUGCAGGCUAUGGUAUUGUUACUGCUUUAACUCUUAAGAUUUAUCCUAUACAGAAGAUCGUAACUAGUAUGGUUUUUACUUAUGAUUUUGAUCAGAUUCAAUUAGUAUACUCAGUGAUGAAUAAAUUAGGGAACAAUUUUCAUCAAAAUUUAUCUUUAGAGUUCAAACAUGUAAAUGAUACUCACAAAAUUUACGGGUAUUAUCUAGGCUCUUUAAAUGAAGCAAAACCUCACGUACAAAAAUUUAUUGAAUUGACUAAACCUAAAAAUGUAUCAUAUGUUGAAGGAGAUUGGUAUAAUAGAUUUUUUCUAACAAAUCUUCCGGAUAGGGUCGUCACUAAAUCUAAGAGUUUUUAUAUUGACUCACCAGGACUAUCUUAUGAAGGUGUUGAGUAUGUAAUGAAAUUUAUGAAAAAUUUCAAGUGUAGCAUUUCGAUGGUAACAUUGUUAACUGGUGGUGGAAAAGAAAACGAAAUUGGACGAAAAGAAACGGCAUUUGUUCACAGAGAUUCUAUGUAUUGGAUGAUAAUGGAAGCAACCUUAGAUAAGGAUAAUUAUGAAAUCUGUCUAAAAGAUUUUAAAAUUUUUUCUCGAAUCUUCCGAAAAAAUUAUGCUAGUUUUGAAAGUUAUCAAACGCAUAUUGAUAGAGAAUUAGAUAAUUGGCAAUGCCGAUACUAUGCUGAGAAUUUUGGAAAAUUAGUAAAAAUGAAACAAAAAUACGAUCCUAAUAAUUUAUUUAAUUUGAAUCAAAAUAUACCUACUAAUACUGAAAUUUCAUGUCAGUAA
Molecule: messenger RNA, 1403 nt
Organism: Dentiscutata heterogama
Lineage: Eukaryota; Fungi; Glomeromycota; Glomeromycetes; Diversisporales; Gigasporaceae
Source: the annotation of a GenBank genome assembly